AAACUCCCCAGGCCAGGCACAUCGCACCCACCCCUUCAGCAUGGAGAGCCAGCGGCUGUCCUCCUAUGGCCGCCGCUUCGGCCCUGCCACCCCGGUGUACCGGGUGCUCCCCGCCAGCCCCCCAGCCCGGCUCCGGGCCCCCCGCAGCACCCAGCCGGGUCCCCGCGUGGGUGCCCGCCUGGGGUCGGGCAAGAUGGACUUCUCACUGGCCGCGGCGCUCAACUCAGAGUUCAGGGAGACGCGCACCAACGAGAAGGUGGAGAUGAUGGAGCUCAACGACCGCUUCGCCAGCUACAUCGAGAAGGUCCGGCUCCUGGAGCAGCAGAACAAGGUGCUGGUAGUGGAGCUGAACCAGGUACGGGACCAGGAGCCCUCGCAUCUGGCCGACGUCUACCAGGAGGAGCUGCGUGACCUGCGGCGCCACGUGGAGCAGUUGGCUACCGCCAAGGCCCGUCUGGAGAUCGAGAGGGACAACCUCACUGAGGACCUCGGCAGGCUCCAGCAGAAGCUGCAGGACGAGGUCACCCUGCGGCUGGAGGCCGAGAGCAACCUGGCUGCCUACAGGCAGGACGUGGAUGCCGCUGCCUUGGCUCGCCUGGACCUGGAGCGGCGGGUGGGGACCCUGCAGGAUGAGAUCGCCUUCCUCCGCAAGGUCCAUGAGGAGGAGCUGCGGGAGCUGCAGGAGCAGCUUGCCCGGCAGCGGGUGCACAUUGAGGUGGACACGAGCAAGCCGGACCUGACGGCCGCCUUGCGUGACAUCCGCAGCCAGUACGAGGCCAUGGCCGCCAGCAACGUCCAGGAGACGGAGGAGUGGUACAAGUCCAAGUUUGCAGACCUGACGGAUGCAGCCGCCCGGCACGCGGAGGCCCUGCGCGCAGCCAAGCAGGAGGCCAACGAGUACAGGCGCCAGCUCCAGGCCCUCACCUGCGACCUGGAGGCUCUGCGGGGUUCGAACGAGUCCCUGGAGAGGCAGCUGCGGGAGCUGGAGGAGCGCUACGCCCUGGAGACGGCCGGCUACCAGGACACGGUGGUGCGGCUGGAGGAGGACAUCCGCAGCCUCAAGGAGGAGAUGGCCCGGCACCUGCAGGAGUACCAGGAUCUGCUCAACGUCAAGCUGGCCCUCGACAUUGAGAUUGCCACAUACCGCAAGCUGCUGGAGGGCGAGGAAAGCAGGAUCACUAUCCCUGUGCAGAGCUUCUCCAACCUGCAGAUCCGAGAGACCAGCCUGGACGCUAAAUCUGUGUCAGAAGCCCAUCUGAAGAGGAGCAUCGUGGUCAAAACCGUGGAGACCAGAGAUGGAGAGGUGAUCAAGGAGUCCAAGCAGGAGCACAAGGAGGUGGCAUAGGGCGGGCAAGCCACAGCAGCCACACGCUUGUAGCCGUAGCUCCGUAGGUCCCGUCCGAUGCUGCGAGGGAGCCCCACGGCCAGGCAUGGGUUGCGGGAGAAGCCGGCGGUGCUUUGUCAGGGACCAUCUCCCUCUCAUCGACCGCUCGCCUAUCCCACGUCGCCCCGUGCCCCAGGGACCCCACUGACACCCUGUUUAGGGCUGGCUGCCAGCAAAGCAGCUGUCUGACCGGGCACUGUGUGGGGAGGGGAUGGGCAAUACCCGGGGGAGCUGAGCGGUACCGGCCAGAGCCGAGCUCCCUUGCCGGGAUGCUACCACAUUCCCACGGCACGGAGGGGCCAGUGGUUUUGGGGUCGUGCCCACGCCCACCCUGGGUCUCUGGCUCGCCAAUGGCCAGGGAGAGAGUCAGUCCUGUUCCAAUCUCCAUGCACUGGUCGGACAAGACGGUGGUGCCAAGAGCAUUUCUCCCUGCAUCUCACCUUGCUGCCCUCUCUCUGGUCUGGGAGGCCACCCUGAAUCUCCCCAGUGCACCCAGCCCCUGAGCACCCUUGGGGUGGGAGGCUGCAGGGUGCCAGGUAGCAGCUGGUGAGGGAUAUUUCCCCAUCACCAAGCAUUGGGUGGGCUUAGCCAAGAGGCACGGGCAGGAGGAAGGGGAAGAUGGAGAGGCAGGGUGCUGUCGGGAUGGUGUCAAAGGGUGAUGAGAUGGGGAUAAUGAGGGGUUCCUGGGGACACUGGGGUGUCCAGGGUGGUUUGUGGGGCCAGAGCAGUGGUGGGCACAGCAGGCUGGGUGGCCUCAAGGGUUUCUCCUGGCACAGAGCUAUGGGGCUGUCCUGACCCCCACUGGGUGCCUGCCACCAAGGUGUCCCCAUCACCGUGGUGGGGAAAAACAGUCCUGAGGGGCUCGUGGUGAGGGGCGACCCACAGCCGUGCACCUGGCCCCUCACCUGGAGGGGUCCCACGCAGGUGAAAAUGGAGAGGAGGGGAGUGCAGAGAAGGAGGAAGGAGGAGGAGGGUGUCGGGGCACCCGCGGGUGUUCUUACAGUAGGAGGUGCCUCCUGCGCUCCAGGAGUGACGGGGAAGGACAAACAGAGCCAUCUUAAUUCUGCCUGUCCCACCUGGGGCCACACUAGGAACCAGGGGGACUGGGGACAGGGGCUGUCCCUGGUCACAAUCCCUGCCACGCAUGGAGCCCAAGCCCACCCUCCGCAUGGGCAUUCAAGAUGGGGUUGGAAGAAAUCCCUUGUUCCUGGGCUCCGCGUGGCCCUGUCCCCCAUCUAUCCUCCCGUGCUCCCCCCGGACCGGCACAUGCCACCGGCCCACCCAGGACCAUUGCCGAGCCUGGUGCUUGCCCGCAGCCCCUGUCCCCACCUUCGAUUUAGCUACUGACCCCAAGCGAAACCUGCCCUGAUGCCACCUAACAUAGGAGCAACGACCCAGCGGCAAUUCCUGUACCUCGUAAGCCCUUUGGGAUGAGCACAUGGGAUGCUACUUGGAUGCCAUCCCUCCUGUCCCCUCUGUCCCCCUCAUCGCCUGGCUCAGGUGCUCAGCAUGCUUUGCAGCUACCGACUCCAGAAUGGCCAGUCCCGGGGGCAGGAGAUGUCAUAGGAAACCUGGGUGCUGCCCAGGUUUGGCAUCCAGAGUGGGAUGGCAGUGGCCCAGGGGGCUUGGUCCCCCUGCGAGCAGCCUCCGGCUGGAGCUUUGCAGCCCACGUUGCUACUGAAUUAAUGCACUAACGCCUGCAGCAGCUUGAGAUGAGAAAUAAAGCUAAUGCAAGUGCUGUGCUUCCA
This is a messenger RNA of Aquila chrysaetos chrysaetos, 3132 nucleotides long. It is a transcript of the gene GFAP, whose product is annotated as glial fibrillary acidic protein. Gene Ontology annotation, biological process: regulation of chaperone-mediated autophagy; intermediate filament organization. Gene Ontology annotation, cellular component: intermediate filament; cytoplasm; cell projection. The coding region runs from base 41 to 1345 and encodes 434 amino acids. NCBI's taxonomy places the organism in Eukaryota, Metazoa, Chordata, Aves, Accipitriformes, Accipitridae. The transcript has 9 exons. The record is from RefSeq and is a predicted model, not a curated record. Gene Ontology annotation, molecular function: structural constituent of cytoskeleton.